Messenger RNA from Xiphias gladius (swordfish), 1325 nucleotides. RefSeq names its product ras homolog family member Ca (gene rhoca). The record is from RefSeq and is a predicted model, not a curated record. Gene Ontology annotation, cellular component: neuron projection. The transcript is spliced from 5 exons. Gene Ontology annotation, biological process: small GTPase-mediated signal transduction. Lineage: Eukaryota; Metazoa; Chordata; Actinopteri; Istiophoriformes; Xiphiidae. Gene Ontology annotation, molecular function: GTP binding; GTPase activity. Bases 226 to 807 code for a protein of 193 amino acids.
CAUCCCGCCUGCCCCGGUUUCCAGCAACCUCUCCGUAAAAUUAGCGAAUACUGCAGCAAGAGGUGGCCGUGGUCGCGCGUGUGCGUACGCGUAUGGUGUAUAUGUGUGUGUGCGCGUGUGUGUCUGUCCCGGUCCAGAGGAAAGAGCAAGCGGAGAUUAAUAUUUACCAAAAAAAGAGCCUCUCAUCUGGUUGGCGACAGACACUCUUCUUGUUUCCCAACAGAGAUGGCAGCCAUUCGGAAGAAGCUGGUGAUUGUCGGGGAUGGAGCUUGCGGAAAAACAUGUCUUCUAAUUGUUUUCAGUAAAGACCAGUUUCCUGAAGUCUACGUCCCAACAGUGUUUGAGAACUACAUCGCUGAUAUCGAGGUCGAUGGAAAGCAGGUGGAGUUGGCACUGUGGGAUACUGCAGGCCAAGAGGACUACGACAGGUUGAGGCCUCUCUCCUACCCGGACACAGAUGUCAUCCUCAUGUGCUUCUCCAUUGACAGCCCUGACAGUUUAGAAAAUAUCCCUGAAAAGUGGACACCUGAGGUGAAGCACUUCUGUCCCAAUGUUCCCAUCAUUCUGGUGGGGAACAAGAAGGACCUGAGGAAUGAUGAGCACACACGGAGAGAGCUGGCCAAGAUGAAGCAGGAGCCGGUGAAGACAGAGGAAGGCAGAGACAUGGCCGGCAGGAUCAGUGCUUUUGGCUACUUGGAGUGCUCUGCCAAGACCAAGGACGGCGUGCGGGAAGUGUUCGAGAUGGCCACUAGAGCGGCGCUGCAGGUCCGUAAGCGCAAGAAGAGAAGCGGCUGCACACUGCUGUGAGCAGUUCAAACACCAUGAAAUCAACUGACCAAUUGGAGAAAAACAAAACACACGAAAAGGACCGACCUUUUACCAAAUGGCAUUUUUGUACUGUAUCUCCCAUUUCACAAUAACAGGCAGGCAGAUGAAUCGAACGCAAACAUACCUAAUACAGGAAAUGGACUUUGUCUAUAUUACAAACGUGGUUAGAAAUUGAUGUUUAAAGUUUCUUCUUGAUUUGCAUUCUUUUUUUUUUUUCCAAAAUCUGUCUUUACACAUAGUUUUCCUACUUGUUUUUCAUUUAUAUUUGUAAUGUAAUGAGGCAGUGAUAGAUGCACAUAUUUGUAUACAAUAUUGUUCUUCACAAGCCCGGGUGAGCAACAUCCUUCUUAGUUUGUAUAAAGUCUUCACGAAUAAGGUCUUGUCCAAACAGUCCGAGCGCCCUGUUAGCGUCAGUUCUGUGUAUCAUGGUAGCAGUCGUGAUAGAGAAUGAAAGUUGACAUCUUUUUGCCCAUAAGAGUUAGUGCCUUUUUUUUUUU